This is a messenger RNA of Striga hermonthica, 431 nucleotides long. The record is from the annotation of a GenBank genome assembly. Lineage: Eukaryota; Viridiplantae; Streptophyta; Magnoliopsida; Lamiales; Orobanchaceae.
CCCCUAACAAUUGUCAAAUUUUCGGAUUCAAGUCCCUGGCCCAAAACCCUACUUUCAGGCCCUCCCGUCACCGCCCUUCGAUACCUUCCGCGUCGUACGACCUCCGGCAAGAACCGUCAGCCCCAGGUUGGCGUCCACUCGCUGGAUUUCUCACUAAACCGCCAUAAUUUACUUUAUUUUAUUUUUGAGUAUAUGCGUCCGCCAUUAAUGGCGGACCUUCGAGCUCCAAGCUCGGUUUCUGAGAAACCCACAGGGAUGGAGAACCACCUCUACUCGGCUCCAAGCACGAACAUCCAUCGAGGAAGAGUGUCACGCCACAAGGGCCGACUGCCGCUACAUCCGACGGAUUGCCGCGCGACGGGGCCGCCUAGCAGCAGCGCGAUUUCCGAGAUCCAACGACAACGCCGGCAGCGGCGUCUUUUUCACGGACG